Molecule: messenger RNA, 333 nt
Organism: Nestor notabilis (Kea)
Lineage: Eukaryota; Metazoa; Chordata; Aves; Psittaciformes; Psittacidae
Gene: BCAS2
Product: breast carcinoma amplified sequence 2
Exons: 4
Coding region: 31-333 (100 amino acids)
Biological process (GO): mRNA processing
Cellular component (GO): catalytic step 2 spliceosome; Prp19 complex; precatalytic spliceosome
Source: RefSeq, a predicted model, not a curated record
CAGGCGGUGCGCAUCGAGAACCUGGCGCUCAUGUCGCAGCACGGCUGUAACGCCUGGAAGGUGUACAACGAACAUCUGGUUCAUAUGAUAGAACAAGCCCAGAAAGAGCUUCAAAAGUUGAGGAAAAACAUUCAGGAUCUGAACUGGCAACGAAAGAACAUGCAGCUCACAGCAGGGGCCAAGCUCCGAGAAAUGGAAUCCACAUGGGUGUCUCUUGUCAGUAAAAACUAUGAGAUUGAACGAACUAUUGUGCAGCUGGAAAAUGAAAUCUCACAAAUCAAACAGCAGCACGGGGAGGCGAACAAGGAGAAUAUCCAGCAAGACUUCCAGUGA